CAGUUGCACACAAAAAAAAAAAAAAAAGGUUUCGUCCCUCUCAUUGCGUCACCGAGAUUCUCACCGGUCCUCUGCUUUUUGAAUCUUUGUCUUUAAAUCCAUUCAAAGGUUAGAGAUGGAGUUGGAUCCAAAGAAGUUUGCUGCACUAUUGGACAAAAUUGAAGCUGAAGCUGAUGAGUUUCUAUUAGCUCGAAAUCAGAUGGUGGAGAAUGACAAGGAGAGGAAUGCAAACCGAGAGGCUCUUACAGCACUUAGGAAGAGAGCUCGGACAACAAAGACUAGUGUUCUGUCUCCAUUCGAUUCUAUGAUGAAAGAUAUACAUGUGAGCUCAACGAAACCUUUGGUCCAAGAAGUUUGCUCCACAUGUGGAUCCCAUGAUUCUAGUGAACCGAAUUGGAUGAUGCUCCCAGGAGCUGAUCUUUUUGCUGCAAUUCCGUUUCAUGCUGUGCAUACAAUGCUAGAGAAAGAUGAAGAGAAAAUGGAGUUUGAAUCGAAGAAAUUGCAGAGCUUAGUGAAGGAGAAAGCUCUGUUUAUAUCGGAACUCGGGGCUCUUGCUGAUAGUACUUCUCCAGGCGUUAUCAGAUCGUUGGUGGCUUUAAAGGAUAACUAAACUAAAUAGAAGAAGUAGAAACAAUGUUGGUUUCACAUAAGGAUAUUGGUGUUCUAUUUUAUGAAAACGAAAUUUCAUUAAUUUAAAAGCACAAUCUUUCCUUGUGACUUUU
Arabidopsis lyrata subsp. lyrata is the source of this 722-nucleotide messenger RNA. RefSeq lists its product as uncharacterized. The coding region runs from base 116 to 610 and encodes 164 amino acids. The record is from RefSeq and is a predicted model, not a curated record. The transcript is spliced from 4 exons. Lineage: Eukaryota; Viridiplantae; Streptophyta; Magnoliopsida; Brassicales; Brassicaceae.